Molecule: messenger RNA, 2324 nt
Organism: Toxotes jaculatrix (banded archerfish)
Lineage: Eukaryota; Metazoa; Chordata; Actinopteri; Toxotidae
Gene: arl9
Product: ADP-ribosylation factor-like 9
Exons: 4
Coding region: 143-952 (269 amino acids)
Molecular function (GO): GTPase activity; GTP binding
Source: RefSeq, a predicted model, not a curated record
GUUCCUCCUGAACUUCCUGUGCGUUAAUCCACUUGUUGAGGAGAAGGGGAGGAGGACGAGGAGGUGAACAUAAAGGUAAAACGUCAAGAAAACGCGCACAAUGCCCGUCUAACCACAGCAGUGAACCGGGCAGUGGAGCACGAUGUUCGGCUUGAGAGAAGCCGGCGUCCUUGGCGCCUCCGUCGUUCUAGCGGGAGGAGUCGCUUAUCUUAUCUGGAACUACACGUCCUCCUCCGGGCAGAAGAAGCCUGUAAACCGGAGCGGACAGGGCGGUGUAAGUCCCAGAGGGGAAGGAGAAGGGAAGAAGAAGAAGGAGGAGGAGGAGGAGCAGCGGAGGAGAGAGGAAGCUACAACCGAACAAACUGUUGUAGCCGCCGCUGCUGCGCCCGUCGCUGCUGCCAAAGCUCCACAAUCUGCAGAGUCCAGGCCUGCGGAGUCAGGAGGGACACAGGUUCUGGUUCUGGGUCUGGAUGGAGCCGGUAAAACCAGUUUGCUGCACUGUUUGGCCACGGGCAGCCUGGAGCAGGACAUGCAGCCGACGCAGGGCUUCAACGCCGUGUCCAUCAGCAGAGAGGACCUGCACAUCGAGUUCCUGGAAAUUGGUGGUAAAGAGGAGCUGCGACCAUACUGGAAGAAGUACACGUCCAAGGCUCUUCUGCUGGUGUUCGUGGUCGACUCCUCCGACCCACAGCUCUUCCCAGUGGCUAAGAAACAUUUACAUGAGCUGCUGGCGUCUGACCCCCGCCUGCCUUUGAUGGUGCUGGCCAACAAACAGGAUCUUCCAGGCGCCUGCAGCAUCACUGACCUCCAUGACUCUCUGUCCCUGUCUGAGGUCGGAGAACGCAAGUUGUUCCUCAUCGGUACCCAUGUGAAGAAGGGCGAGGCGGAGCUGAGCUCAGGCGUUCAGGACGCUCGUGACCUGAUCAUCCAGAUGGUUUGUGAGGGCAGAUAAAAGUCUGUGGUUUAGGUCCGUCUGUGGUUGUUGCUUAAUCCUGUGUCUUUAACAGGUUCUUUGCACUGUUUUCACUGCAGCAGGUUGGCUGAAAAUCUCUUAUUUAUUUGUGAGAAAAUUAAAAGUUGUUGUUUUGGUACGUUACAUUUGGGAUUAAAGAACACUUAUUUGUUUCAGUGACCAGAUUUGAAUAAUAAAAUCUUUUUUUUUAGAUGUGUCUUUAUUUAAUUUGAGGGACACUCCAAACAACUGGUUUUCAAUUUUUUUUCUGCACCAAAAAUGAAUUUUCUCUUUGUCCCAGCAGGUGAACAGUAGAGCCAUACAUGUUACACUUUACAAGAAUGUUACUCUGUGGUUAUUAGUUAAUCUCUUAAUGUUUCUUAACGCUGUAGGCGAUGAUACACAAGUUCUGGUGCUGCCUUCAGGCUGUAGUGCAGGUGGUCAGAUGGGAUACGGUGGAUUUAUUUCAGGCUGUGGAUUCUCUUAGGAUAUCUGUGAACCUAACGGCUGCAGCUUUGUCACCAGCAGUGAGCAACAGUUUGUUGGCAUCAGAGUUUUGUUUUUUUUUGUUUUUUUUUCCUGUGUCAGUGUUUGUAGACAAAAAUGUAAAAGCGCUGUUGUAACGGACAGUUCAUUUCUUUUGUGUUGAAUUUGGAUAAUCCACAGAAUUUCAUACGUCAGCAUAAAGACUUAACGCUGCAACUGAUGCAAGAUUUUUAUGAGAAACUAAACAUAUCAUAACCUUUUAUAGCACAAAGACAGGCUCCAAUCCAAGUGAUUGUUACGUUCAUUUACUACUCAUCCACAUUAAAUCUGUGCAGUCAUAAAAAAGUAGCCGUUAAACCUGUGGGUGCCGUUGGUUUCAGCUGUUUAUUGAAGUAGGUUAGAGUUGAUGUUACCAAACCUUAACACUACACGACAUCUUUUCUUUUGGAUCACAGCUUUAAAAACACAAGAACUUUUAUGAUACCAGUUCACUGUUACCUACUGUGAUACAUGUUUUGUCUUAAUCUUAAAAAGGGAAUUGACUUUAUGUUAAGAGGAAACUCUUGAACAGGGAAUACAUGUUUUUCUUGAUAUCUUUUGGAAAAGCUUUAUGAGUUUUUGCUGCUCAGAGAGAUGUUACCUUACAGCUCUUGAUUCUCAUUUAUUUGAUGAAAUCUGUUUAACUCAGUGUGUAAACGUUUGAAAAAAAGGUGAACCACGUUGUUGAAUUGUGCAAAACAUUUUUGAGGAAUGUAAAAGUUUCAAAGAGCACUUUUUUUUAUCCAAAGUACCAAAACAUGUCCAAUUUGAAGUAUUGUGUAAAAAGAUUUCUCCCAGUUUGAUAAAAUCUUACACUGUUUUUCAUGUUUAAAUAAAAAAUGUUUCC